AUGCAACGUAUCCUUCGAAAAAUUUGAAAACUUUUCGUUUAAAAGUCGUUAUAAGCUGUGAUAGUGGCAUAAACGUUAUUCGCGAUAAAUAUUUACUAAAUUUAAUUAAAGAUCUAUUUAAUGCAAUUCGUCAGCAUUAAAGUUAAUGUAGUGGCUACAUUAUCUUUGCUUACACUAUCGAAAAUUUGGUCGCGGUAAUAAAAUCACAGUGCAUCGUUUACCGCAUCUUGUAGAAAAACUAGCAAAAUUGCACAUUACAAGAUGGAUGAUUUCUUAAAAAUCGAAAAAAUAGGUGAAGGUACUUACGGUGUAGUGUAUAAAGGAAAAAAUAAGAUUACGGGGCAGUUUGUGGCUAUGAAAAAAAUACGACUUGAGUCUGACGAUGAAGGUGUUCCUUCAACAGCUAUUAGAGAAAUUUCUUUAUUGAAGGAGCUCAAUCACCCUAAUAUAGUAAAAUUAGAAGAUGUUCUUAUGGAGGAAUCCCGUCUCUAUCUUAUCUUCGAGUUUCUCGCCAUGGACUUGAAGAAAUAUAUGGAUUCCCUUGGUUCAGGAAAAUUCAUGGACCCUGCAGUAGUGAAGAGCUACUUGUUUCAAAUCAACAAUGCCAUCUUGUACUGCCAUCAGCGCCGCAUCCUACACAGAGAUCUAAAACCUCAGAAUUUGUUAAUUGAUAAGACUGGUAUUAUUAAGGUAGCAGAUUUUGGUUUGGGUCGCGCAUUUGGUGUGCCAGUGAGGGUGUACACACAUGAAGUUGUCACACUUUGGUACAGAGCUCCAGAAGUAUUACUGGGCAGUCAGAGAUAUUCCUGUCCAAUUGACAUGUGGGCAGUUGGCUGCAUCUUUUCGGAGAUGUCUUCCAAAAAGCCAUUGUUCCAGGGUGAUUCAGAAAUUGAUCAACUUUUCCGCAUUUUCAGAAUGCUGCGUACACCAACAGAGGAGAUCUGGCCCGGAGUGACAGCCAUGCCUGACUAUAAACCUACAUUCCCCAAUUGGAAUACAUUCAACCUACACAAUCAUGUGCAAAAUCUCGAUGAAACCGGUAUGGAUUUACUACAGAAGAUGCUUAUCUAUGACCCGAUGCGUCGCAUCUCGGCGAAGGAUGCGCGCAGACAUCGCUACUUCCGCGACGUGGUCAUCCCACCCGGCCUCGCUGUUCACAAGGCCUAUAUACGAUACUCUGCGGACUACAACGAUACAGAUAACGCGCAAAGUGUAUAAUAUCUUAAGUUCAGUGCCGUGAUUUAUACUUAAUAUGUGGUGUGAUAGCAUGAUUCAGUUCGGAAAAGUAUCAAGAAGGUUCACAACUUGUGUAUCAUAGUUGUGAUGACCUUUGGUUUCUACAAAUGUCAUUGCAGUGAUGUUCUAUGGUUAAAUUAACAUCUCAAGGUUAUUCAAGUAUCAAGAAUGUUUGGUGAGUGUAAAAGUAUGCCCUGUGAAGUGACGGAACUCUGUAUUCGUAAGUAUAUUUAGAUUAUUUCAAUUUGUAAAAUCUUUUUGUAGCCAAGCAAAGUUUUCACGUUAUUAUAUCAGGGUUUAUAUUGUGACAAUGUUUCGAAAGUGUUUCAAAGUUUCGUCUUUGAAAAAACAUAGACAAUUAAUUUGAAUGCAAGUUUCACAGCAGUGGAAACGUGCAGUAUGUUUCGUAAAAUCAAAUAUGUAUCCAUUAUUUGUAUAACAAAGCUAUAAUAGUUAUGUUACUUAAAAAGGAACUUUUCGUAAACACUGUGACGUCAUUGAAUACAGGUAUCAUGUUUUGUAGACAUAUAGUAUAUUUUAUAAUCUCCAAUAUGAUUGUAUGGGUUUAUCUAUAGAUAGGAAAUAAAUUAGGUGCCUUAGUAUUAACCAACGACUUUAAAUUAUUCAUCUUUUUAAAAAUUUAAUCACAUUUAUAUGACACUUAACCCUGGGUUUCUAGAGUUUAAAAUCUCCAUUUAAAAAGUUGUUAUCUCUGUUUUGUCAAAGAUAAAAGAGGGAUAACAGUAUAUUUUAUGCAGACAUUUUGGUGUCAGAAACCCAUUGUUUAUUACUACAUAUGUUUAGAGAACAAACAGGGCAUUUUUUUGAUAAUUUAAUUCUUAGCAUAACAGAAUCGGGUGUCAAUUGUAUAUUUAUAAAUAUAUGUAAAUUAUAUUUUUACAUUUGCUAUAUAUGUAUCAGAACAAUAUCUGCUCUUUAUAUAUUUAUGGUUUAUUUAUUAUAUAUUUCUCGAAAAAUAAGAAAACAGCAGUAAUACAAUAAAAAGAUCAUGUAAUAAUAUAAAUAAUUGUAUAAUAUAAGUUAAUCUUUGAGAAUAGUUUCUGCCUAUCCUAAAUAGACUUCUGUCUUACUUUGGUCCCAAAGUUUUGAAUUUUUAUAUAUUCUCAAAAUUUUGUAUGUAUUCUAUUAUGUAUGAAGCAUGUAGUUGAACCUGGAGAAGCAUGAAUCCAUGGUUUUGAGAUAUUUUUCUUAUGUAAGUUGUUGAAAAUAACUCUCGCUUAUCUAGGUUUGACAGUAAAUAAGAAUAUUUAUAAAAUUGGAAAGCAUAUCUAUCUGUGAGUAAAGAAACAAAUAAAAUUUGAAUAUAAAAUUUUUGUAAUGAUUUAAAUUAAUUUUUAUGUUUUAUAUUUUUGAUAUGAACCACAAUUUAGAAAAUUACCUAAAACUAAACUCCCUUAAGUGUAAUUCUAUGCUGCUUAUUAAAACUGCGUGUCUUUAAUGUUUGAAUUAAAUUUUUAUAUUCAUACACUUGCCUGCACUUGAUCAGACCAGCAGGUAGGUUAUUGACCCCAUGACCUUUUACCCUCUAUCUUUCCAAUUACAACCAAUUUGUCCAGGUUGUCGGGGUGUCUCUGGGAAAUAUUUCCAAAGUAUCCAAGAACUUGUUGGUAGCAUGUCGUGGCUAGGCAAUUAGAUACACAUGGUGUAUUAUUGUAAAAACAAUUUAAAAUAUUUUUGUCUGUUCACUUUAGUUCUGUUUAAUUUCCGAAAUGGCUGGACCAAUUUGAUGGGACUUGUGGGAUUUUACUUGUGUUUGUGGGAGUAACAUAACCUUUUUUUUUUGUUUCACAUUAUCAAAGUCGCGGUCAACAGUUAGUAUGUAAAUGCCUAUAUUUAAAUAAAUUGGGGUAUUUUAUUCUGGCAUUAUCAAUUAUUUAUCUCUUAUUUGCAAUACUUUAUUUCCUUAUGCACAUCCCUUAUGUCUUAUCGUGAAUUUUCACUGAGAAAUACAAAAAUAUGUCAGUUUUUCAAGGAGAAUGAAACAUUUUUCUACUACAAUUAUGUGCUUGAGACUAAGAGAUUAUUUUAGCAACAUAUCUGUUAAUUAUGCUUGUACUCUAUGUGUUCUUUUCCUACUGUUUGUUAGAAACAAUAAAAUAUUUUGAAAUUUGA
Papilio xuthus (Asian swallowtail) is the source of this 3369-nucleotide messenger RNA. RefSeq names its product Cyclin-dependent kinase 1 (gene Cdk1). Gene Ontology annotation, cellular component: nucleus. The coding region runs from base 262 to 1218 and encodes 318 amino acids. Gene Ontology annotation, molecular function: cyclin-dependent protein serine/threonine kinase activity; ATP binding. The record is from RefSeq and is a predicted model, not a curated record. The transcript has 7 exons. Gene Ontology annotation, biological process: G2/M transition of mitotic cell cycle; mitotic G2 DNA damage checkpoint signaling; protein phosphorylation. Lineage: Eukaryota; Metazoa; Arthropoda; Insecta; Lepidoptera; Papilionidae.